This is a messenger RNA of Carica papaya (papaya), 1832 nucleotides long. RefSeq names its product Clathrin adaptor complexes medium subunit family protein. Gene Ontology annotation, biological process: vesicle-mediated transport; intracellular protein transport. NCBI's taxonomy places the organism in Eukaryota, Viridiplantae, Streptophyta, Magnoliopsida, Brassicales, Caricaceae. The record is from RefSeq and is a predicted model, not a curated record. Gene Ontology annotation, cellular component: clathrin adaptor complex.
CCCAACACAUUGAUGUAAAUAUACAGUGAAAAAGCUAUGAGUGCAAAUUUCUGAUCAUCCAAGUUCUUAAACGAAAUAGGAAGACACAAUUGAGAUACAUAGAAUAGACUCGAAGAUAUCAAGCGCAGCCGAGCUCAGAUACAGAAAUCAUGAUCUCGCAGUUCUUCGUCUUGUCUCAGCGAGGCGAUAAUAUCGUUUUUCGCGAUUAUCGUGGUGAGGUACCAAAAGGAAGUACGGAGAUCUUUUUCCGCAAAGUCAAGUUCUGGAAGGAGGAUGGACAAGAGGAGGCACCACCUGUCUUUAAUGUGGAUGGCGUUAACUACUUCCACGUGAAGGUUGUUGGACUGUUGUUUGUUGCAACCACAAGAGUUAAUGCAUCACCUUCUCUUCUAUUGGAGCUUCUACAAAGGAUUGCUCGUGUUAUUAAGGAUUAUCUUGGUGUUCUCAAUGAAGAUUCACUUAGGAAAAACUUUGUUCUUGUCUAUGAGUUGCUUGACGAAGUCAUUGACUUUGGUUAUGUGCAAACAACAUCCACUGAAGUGUUGAAAUCCUAUGUGUUUAAUGAGCCCAUUGUGAUCAGUGCUGCACGUCUACAAACUCUUGAUCCUGCUGCCAUCUUUAGGCAAGGGAUUAAGAGAAUGCCUGGAACAGCUGUGACAAAAUCUGUUGUGGCAAAUGAACCUGGGGGCCGGAAGAGAGAAGAAAUUUUUGUAGAUAUAAUAGAAAAGAUCAGUGUCACAUUCAGCUCUAGUGGAUAUAUAUUGACCUCUGAGAUUGACGGCACCAUUCAAAUGAAGAGUUACCUGUCUGGCAAUCCAGAAAUCCGAUUAGCUCUUAAUGAUGAAUUGAGCAUAGGACGAGGGGGGACAUCAACAUAUGAUUAUAGGACUUCAUAUGGGUCAGGAAGUGUGAUACUUGAUGAUUGCAAUUUUCAUGAGUCUGUUCAUCUUGAUAGUUUUGACAUAGACAGAACUUUGACUCUGGUUCCACCAGAUGGUGAAUUCCCUGUUAUGAAUUACCGAAUGACCAAGGAAUUCAAGCCUCCUUUCCGUAUCAAUGCACUGAUUGAAGAGGCAGGAUCUCUUAAGGCUGAAGUGAUUCUCAAAGUAAGUGCUGAGUUUGCCACAAAUAUUUCAGCAAACACAGUUGUGAUAGAGAUGCCACUGCCAAAAUAUACUACCAGGGUUAGUUUCGAGUUAGAAUCUGGGGCUAUCGGGCAGAGGACAGAUUUCAAAGAAGCAAACAAGAGGCUUGAAUGGUGUUUGAAGAAGAUUUUUGGAGGGGGUGAACAUACUCUACGUGCGAAGCUGACAUUUUCGCAGGAAGUUCAUGGAAAUAUCACAAAAGAAGCUGGACCAGUUAGCAUGACAUUCACCAUACCUAUGUAUAACGCUUCUGGGCUUCAGGUUAAAUACCUACAGAUUGCAAAGAAAUCAGCCAACUACAAUCCAUAUCGAUGGGUGAGAUAUGUUACUCAGUCGAAUUCCUAUGUUGCUAGGUUAUGAAAUGAUGCCAAUAAAGUCUUCUUACGAAGUUGGGCGAUGUUGUUGUUUGGAACAAAGUGUAUAUCAUAAUUUAGUUAUACAUCUAAACAGUAGAGUCUCUUUCCUCCCUGCUGCAUUUGUUGGUUAUAUAAUCUUUGUACUGUCAUGUUUUUUGGUCAAAUUUCUAUCCUCUUAGCAAUGUGCUUAGACUUUAUACAGUGAUUCUCUCAUGACUUUUUUGCUGUCCAUGAACAGUUUUCUUUCAAGCUAAAUGAAAAAAAAAAAAAAAAAAAAAAAUGGAAAGAAAAUGAGAGGAGCUAUCAGUGUUGCUCCUCCAUCUAGACCUUA